Messenger RNA from Coregonus sp. 'balchen', 793 nucleotides. The record is from the annotation of a GenBank genome assembly. NCBI's taxonomy places the organism in Eukaryota, Metazoa, Chordata, Actinopteri, Salmoniformes, Salmonidae.
AUGUUUCAGAAUGCUUUAAGAAGAUUAUCUAAUGAAACUCGAAGUUUUCAAACGUCUGUCAAAUAUGUGCAUUUUCUACGGGGCGUAGGACCUCUUCGUGUAUCUGCUAGGCAUUUGACAGAUGUGAAGGACGCACAACCCUUUGACACUUCCUUGCUCGAAUUUCUGGUGUGUCCACUAUCCAAAAAGCAAUUGAGGUAAGUCAUUAUUAUACAAAGCCAAUUCAAUACUAAUGUACUUUAUCCAACGACAAUCUUGUUUUGCCAUGGCUUAGCUGAGACAGAAACAACAAACUUUUUAGUUAGCUACGCGUUAGUUUGCCAGCCAACUAGCUAGCUAAUUGUUGUACUCUUCACUCACUCAGGUACGAGGAAAAGACCAAUGAACUCAUCAACGAGGAGCUUGGAAUCGCAUACCCAAUCGUUAAUGGGAUUCCAAACAUGAUCCCCACAGAUGCUAGAUUGAUUAAAAACGAUCCUGAAACACUAGUGGAACCAGCACAAAGUCAUAAAACACCAAAUACUUAUUAAGAUCUUGACCCUGAACCGUGUAUAAAAUAACUUGUAAGCUGAAAGUCAAGAUGUUUUCACUGUCUACCCUUACAGUACUGGUUCCCAUAGUCUCCCUAUUUGGACUUUUCUACUCUGCGACAGUGGAUGAGAAUUUCCCACAGGGAUGCACCAGCACUAGCAGUGUGUGUUUCUACAGUCUUCUGUUACCAGUAACGAUCCCUGUCUAUGUGUUUUUCUAUCUUUGGAAAUGGAUGGGAAUCAAGCUGUUCAGGCACAACUAG